Messenger RNA from Xyrichtys novacula (pearly razorfish), 3765 nucleotides. NCBI's taxonomy places the organism in Eukaryota, Metazoa, Chordata, Actinopteri, Labriformes, Labridae. The record is from the annotation of a GenBank genome assembly.
AUGCUCAUGGUUCGGGUGCUGCAGUGGAAUGCUAGGAGCCUGAUGGCUAAUGGACAGGAGAUGAAACACUAUAUAAGGAAGAUGAAGAUACAGCCAGACGUAGUUUGUGUUCAGGAAACUUUUUUGAAACCUAGCUUAGAUUUUAAGGUUAGUGGGUAUAUGACAAUCAGGAGGGAUAGGAGUGAAGAAGAAGCAAGAGGAGGGUGCGCAAUAUUUAUUAGGCAGGGUAUUUCUUAUAGGUUGAUAGAAAGUGGGGAAGAGCAGGAAUAUAUAGUGGUAGAGUUGUGGGAGGGAGGGGAGGCGGUGGUUAUAGUUAACUACUAUAAUCCAGGGGGGAGGUUAAUAUUGGAUAGGUUAGUUAGGAUAAAAGGGGUUGAUAGACGAAAGGUUAUCUGGUGCGCAGACUUUAAUGCACAUAACACUUUGUGGGGUGGGAAACACACAGAUGUAGAUGGUAGGGUAGUUGAGGAGCUAAUGGAGGAGAGGGAAUUAGUAUGUUUAAAUGAUGGGAGAGGGACUAGAAUAGAUGUCAGAACAGGAAAUGAGUCAGCUAUAGAUAUUACAUUGGUAUCAGCAAGUUUGGCAGGAGUCAGUAAAUGGGAAGUGUUGUCAGGAAAGUCGCUAGGUAGUGAUCAUUAUUUAAUCAUGUGUACAGUAGGGGGAAGAGUGGAGGUGGGGGCGGGUAGGGGGCUCCUGAAAUGGGUGUACAGUAAAGCAGAGUGGAAUAAAUUUAGGGAGGUGAGUGAGGGUCUACUGGAGGUAGUUGAUACAAACAGGGAUGUUGAAGAAGUCAACAAUAGUGUUACAACAGCAAUAAUCACAGCAGCAACUCAAGCUAUUCCGAGGAGCAGAAAUGGAAGGACCAGGAAGUUAGUUCCAUGGUGGUCAGAGGAGUGUAGCAAGGCAGUGAAAGCCCGAAAUAAAGCAUUCAGAAAGAUUAAACAAAACCAUACUAUGGCAAGUCUGUUAGAAUAUCAGAGAGCACAAGCAUUGGUGAGGAGAGUAGUUCGACGCACAAAGAGGGAGAGUUGGAGACAGUUUUGUAAUGGUAUAGGGAGAACAACACCAGUAGGAGAAGUAUGGGGUAUGAUAAGGAAGAUGGGAGGGGACAGGAGGGAGUGGGAAUAUCCUGUAAUUACAGAGGAAGGAGAGACAGCAGUAAAUGAUAAGGAAAAGGCUGAGAUGAUAGCCAGGGCAUUUGCAAAGGUGCAUAGUGUAGACAAUCUGACAAUGGAGGGGAAGAGGAGAAGAGAGAUGACUCAGAGUAGAUAUCCAGGUGCUCUAGACAGGAGGACGGAUUCAGGGGGGGAGAUAGACACCAGAUUUACUAUGGCAGAGCUUGUGAGAGCGGUUAGGAAGGCAAAGCCUACAGCUCCAGGGGGAGAUCAGGUAAGCUAUGUAAUGCUGAAAAAUUUAGGGGAAAAGGGGAUGAACAGGAUGUUAGAAUUGUAUAAUAAGGUAUGGGAGGAGGGAAGGCUACCGAGUGUAUGGAAGGAAGCAGAGGUAGUACCGAUCAGGAAGCCAGGUAAGGACCCAUGCUCUCCUUCUAGCUACAGGCCAAUAGCUUUGACUUCGAACAUUUGUAAAAUUAUGGAAAGAAUGGUAACAGAGAGAUUGACAUAUGUGCUUGAAAAGAGAGGUACGCUGGCGAGAUGCCAAAGCGGAUUUAGAAAAGGUAGGAACACAAUGGACGCAGUGGUGAGACUAGAAAGUGAGGUGAGGAAGGCGCAGGCAAAUAAGGAAUCUGUAGUGGUAGUGUUUUUUGAUAUAGAGAAGGCAUAUGACAUGAUGUGGAAGGAAGGAUUACUGAUUAAGUUGCAGGGGAUGGGGAUUGGGGGCAGAGUUUUUAAUUGGGUAAAGGACUUUUUGAAUGAUAGGAAGAUUCAAGUUAGAAUAGGGUCAGAGAUAUCUAGUAAAUAUGAAGUAAGGAACGGCACUCCCCAGGGGAGCGUAGUUAGCCCACUAUUGUUUCUUAUCAUGAUUAAUGAUGUUUUUUCAGAGGUACCAGCAGAUAUAGGAAGCUCACUGUUCGCAGAUGACGGAGCACUGUGGAAGAGAGGGAGGAACACCAAACAUUUAGUCACUAAGGUGCAGACAGCGAUUGAUGGGGUGACAGAGUGGGGAUUAGAUUGGGGGUGUAGGUUUUCAGUAGAGAAGACUCAAACUAUAAUUUUUACCGGGAAGAGGGUGGGAGUAGAUGUGUCAUUGAGUAUGUAUGGUAGGCAACUGGAGAGGGUUGAGGCAUUUAAGUAUUUGGGGGUGGUAUUUGAUAAGAGGUUAACCUGGGCAGAUCAUAUUAAGCGGGUAGAGGGUAAGUGCAGGAAAGUGUUGAAUGUGAUGAGGUGUCUUGCAGGCAGAGAAUGGGGGGCGAGCUGUGAUGCAUUAAAAACAGUAUAUGUAGCUAUGAUUAGGUCAGUUAUAGAUUAUGGGUGUAUAGUUUAUGGAUCAGCAGCAAAGUCCCUUUUAGGAAAGCUAGAUACGAUCCAGACAAGUGCAUUAAGGAUCUGUAGUGGGGCCUUCCGGACGUCACCAGUGCCUGCAGUACAGGUGGAGUUGGGUGAGAUGCCGCUAUGCCUGAGGCGCAAACAUCUCAUAGCAAACUACUGGGUUAGUUUAAAGGGCAGCAGUGGUACCCACCCCACAAAAGGAGUGAUAGAGGAGUGUUGGGAGGAGGGGAAAGGUAAGAGGGAGCAUUUUGGUAGGAUGGGGAAUAGAAUAACAGCAGAGCUUGGGGUGGGGGAGAUGGAGGUAGACCUAACAAUAGUGUAUCCAGCAAUGCCACCAUGGAGAAUGAUAUGGCCAACAGUGGAUUGGAGUGUAAUGGGAAAGAAAAGGAAAGAGGGAGGACAGGUAAGCUUGGUCAGCGUAGUUAAUCAGCGCCUGAGGGAAGAAUAUAGCGGAUUUGUUCAGGUAUACACGGAUGGGGCAAAACAACCUGAGACGGGGGUGACAGGAUUAGGGGUAGUGGUGCCAUCGAGAGGAAUUGAAAUCAAUAGAAGGACAUCAGACGGUCUAGCUGUAAACACAGUGGAGAUGUUGGGGGUGAUGAUUGCACUGAAAUGGGUGGAAAAAGUUAGAGUAAAGAGGGUAGUUAUAUGCACGGAUUCAGCAUCAGUUUUAGCUAGCAUUAGAUCAUUCCAUUCAAGCAGCCGUCAGGGUUUAUUAUAUGAAAUAUUACAGUCAGUAACAAGAAUAGUACAGCAGGGGGGUCAGAUCAGUUUUUUAUGGGUUCCAGCACAUAUAGGGGUGGAAGGAAAUGAGAAGGCAGACGUGAUGGCUAAGGAGGCGUUAGGGAAGGAAUCAGUGGAGCUGAAUGUUAGGUUAAGUAAAGCGGAAGUUAAGAGUAUGAUAUGGGAAAAGCUUAUUCAAAUGUGGCAGAAGAAAUGGGAGGGUGAGAAGAGAGGAAGGCAUCUUUAUAAGAUUCAAGAAAGUGUUAAAGUUAGGAGGUUGGGUAGUGGACAGAGAAAGGAAGGGUCAGCAUUGAUAAGGUUGAGGUUGGGUCAUUGCGCAUUAAACAAAACACUGAAAAUGAUAGGGAAACACCAGACUGGGUUAUGUGAGGGAUGUCAGGUGGAGGAGUCAGUGGAGCAUGUACUAAUGGGUUGUAGGAGAUAUGAGAUGGAAAGGGGAGAGAUGAGAAGUAAGUUGAGGGAAUUGGGUAUGCAGGACCUUACACUAAAGGGAGUAUUACAGAUGGGGGACAGGGCACAUGUGAGAGUGUUAGUCGAGUUUUUAAGGGUGACGGGGUUGAUUGAUAGGAUUUAG